This is a messenger RNA of Danaus plexippus (monarch butterfly), 2749 nucleotides long. Its product is annotated as zinc finger protein 32-like. NCBI's taxonomy places the organism in Eukaryota, Metazoa, Arthropoda, Insecta, Lepidoptera, Nymphalidae. Gene Ontology annotation, molecular function: zinc ion binding; chromatin insulator sequence binding; DNA-binding transcription factor activity. Gene Ontology annotation, cellular component: chromosome; nucleus. The coding region runs from base 127 to 1464 and encodes 445 amino acids. The transcript is spliced from 8 exons. Gene Ontology annotation, biological process: regulation of transcription by RNA polymerase II. The record is from RefSeq and is a predicted model, not a curated record.
GCCGUAUGGUCAUCACUAACCGAGAGGAACAGUAAGCAACGCAAAUUGUUUGUUGAUUGAUUAAAAAAAGAUUUAUUAUUUAUUACUUGAAAACAUAUAGGUGUUACAUUUUACCUUUAGCCAAAUAUGGCUCACAUCUUGGAUUUCAAGAAAAUAUGUCGCGCCUGUUUAUCUGAUGCUGGACCUCUAAAGGAUUUGUUUACGGCUUGUUCUGCUGGAGUCUUUAAAUACUGCACUUCUGUGGAAAUCGCGGAUUCGGAUGCCCUCCCAAAAUUAAUAUGUCAAACAUGUUUGGAUUUACUGAACAAACUGUACUACUUCAAGCAAGUCGUUGUGAGAUCCAACGUUAUACUGAAACAGCAAUGCAGAUUACUGAAUUUGCAGACCAAACCUGAUCAGACAAGCGAAGGGAAUGAUAUAGUAGAGGUAAAUAUAACAGAACUCAAUGAAGAAGUCACAAUGCAUGAGAACAACAUGAACGAAAGUAUGGAUGGAACAGAGAAGACAGAAAAACCAUCAGCUGAUGCAAUAUUAAUUAGUCAAAUCCUGCAACGUCGCCGGAGACGCGGCCCUGGUCGUCCGCCGAAGGAUCCAGACGGGCCCAAGCGGAGACGGGAACGGAUGAAGUGUAUGAAAUGCGGCAAGAGCUUCCAGAAGUACGAGAACUUCGAAGCUCACAUGCGCGGACACUUCGGGAAGAAGCCAGAUAUAAAGUGCAAGCAUUGCGACAAGGCGUUCCUGUCCCUCCGCAGUCUUAGCAGCCACGUGAGGAUUCAUACAGCGGUACGCAAAUAUCAAUGCCUGAGCUGCGGCAAGAGCUUCGCAUAUUUGAAUGUGCUCAAAAAUCACGAGCUGAUACAUGCCGGUAUCAAGAAACAUCAGUGUCACAUAUGUGACGCUAAGUUCGUGCAGGCUUACAAUCUCAAGAUGCAUCUAGAAACUCACAAUAAUCAGAAGAACUAUAGCUGUUCUCAGUGCGGAAAGAAGUUUGCUCAGCCUGGGAACCUCAAAAUACACCUCAUAAGGCACACUGGCAUCAAGAACUAUGCAUGUACCAUGUGUGAGAUGAGGUUCUAUAUAAAGGCUGAUCUGGUGAAGCACAUGCGUUCACACUCGGCCGAGAAACCUUUCUCCUGUCAACUUUGUGAUAAAACUUUCAAAAGCAGAAGCUUUCAAGCAAUACAUAUGAGGACGCAUACAGGAGAGCGUCCCUAUGCCUGCGACCUGUGCCCCAAAAAAUUCAUGGCUAGAAAAGACUUGAGAAACCAUCGGAUGAUCCACACGGGGGAGAAACCGCACAAAUGUCAGCUGUGCAACCAAGCUUUCAUACAGAAAUGUGCACUGAACAGACACAUGAAGGGUCACGGGAAGGCCAAUGAAGAUGCACAGAAUCUCAUCAGAGCACAACUACCGCCUGUUAAUAAUACACCUCUACCAAUGUCAUACACACAGUGGCAUAACUGAUUACUUUGUAUUUAAGCUUAACGUAUAUGUAUUUGGGUUAUACAUUGAAUGUGUUUCCUCGGUUGUUAAUUAUUAUCGGAGAAAAUAUGUUUUGUUUGUUGUCUUCGGGAAAGCCGGUUAUGAAGAGGAUUUUGUGCAAUUUCUUUACAUUGAUAUGUUCCUAAAGUAUAAAAGCGGAAUUCUGAUUGGUUGAUAUUCGUUUGCGUUACUAAAAUAACGCACAAAUAGUUUCACAUAGUAUUUUCAUUUUAUAUUCUCAUUACAGACACAAUUUUUGUAAUUAAUGUAUUUUUUCCAUCUCCUCCGCUCUGUGCCCAUACAACGAAUACUUUUAGAAUACAUAUAUGGUUGUGUUGAUUACACACAAUAUUUUAUAAUCACAGUCUUUUUAAAAGAAAAGCUACAAUAGUAAAACGAAAAUGACAUUUCACGAAAGUGUUUGUCAAAAAUGGUGUUAGUGUGAGCAGUAUAGUGACAGAUCUUUCAUAUAAUAUUCUAGUAUAUUGCAAAUGGCGACGCAAAAAGCGGGAAAACUUAAAAUAUGUGACUUUUUUUUUACCAACUCUUACUUGAAAUGCAAAUAAUAAAGACUUAAUAUCUGUAUAAAUAAAAAAAAAUGCUUGUCUAUGGAUUUUACAGUAUAUGUAUAUUACAUGAAAAAAAAAUUAAUAAGUCACUGAAAUUAAGAUUACUAUAAUAGUCGAGCCUACAAUAUUAUUGUCUUAAUAAAAACAAAUUCACGUUAUAAUGAUUGUAGAUUAAAAUAAUCAGUCUUACAUUGUUAUGUAACUGCGAAAUAAUUUAAUUAGACUGUACCAGUAUUGAAACCAAGUCAUGGAAAAUAAUUUAAAAUGUUAAAUAUUCAUUGUAAAUAUAAAUAUAGUUAACAUAGUUGAUUAAACAAAAACUGUAUAUGUUUGAAAAAUAAGAUGUAAUGAUUUUUGUAAAUAAACCAUAUAAUUUUAUGUUAAUUUGUACACAUAGUUAAAAAUAUUGAUGUGAAAUUUAUUGUCUGUUACCAGCCACUACUGAUCGCUGAACCAAUUUGAUCCUAAAGGUGGUAUUUAAGCUCCCACAUUGACGUACAGACAUGCACACAAAUUCUAGAUAGAAUGAAAUUCAAUCUUAGUACUUUCUUAUAUAAAACUUUGUUAAAAAAAAAUGUCGCAUUGCUAAAAUAGUCAUGCUCCGUCUAAAUAAACCCAUGUAUACAUAUUUUACAUUUGGUUUUAAUGUGUAUAUAUAUUGUUAUUUAAAAAUAAUACAAAAAUCCUUUUAUCAUACA